AUGACGAUCGCAAUUGGUUUUGAAGGAUCGGCCAACAAGCUCGGUGUUGGUAUUAUACGCCACAUUGGAGCCAAAGUCGACAUUUUAGCCAACGUUCGAGACACGUAUAUCACGCCACCGGGUGAAGGUUUCCUUCCAAGGGACACGGCACAGCAUCACCGUGAUUGUAUCCUCGCUGUCAUGAAAAAAGCAAUGGAUCAGGCCCAAGUGAAACCUGAAGACAUUGACGUCAUAUGCUUUACAAAGGGACCUGGUAUGGGAGCACCGUUGACAUCGGUGGCGGUGGUGGCCCGUACGCUAUCGCUACUUUGGGACAAACCGCUAGUGGGUGUCAACCAUUGCAUAGGACAUAUUGAGAUGGGACGCGAGGUGACGGGCGCUUCCAAUCCUGUCAUUUUAUACGUCAGUGGUGGCAAUACACAAGUAAUUGCUUAUUCGCAGCAUCGAUACCGCAUUUUUGGCGAGACAUUGGACAUUGCUAUUGGAAAUUGUCUUGAUCGAUUUGCAAGAAUCCUCAACUUAUCCAACGAUCCAAGUCCCGGAUACAACAUUGAACAAUAUGCCAAGCGGGGAAAGAACUAUAUACCAUUACCCUACACUGUGAAAGGCAUGGAUGUGUCAUUUUCUGGUAUCUUAUCCCACAUUGAAAUGGUUGCCAAGGAAAAACUUCCAACCGGACAAGUAACUCCUGAAGAUCUAUGCUUUUCGUUGCAAGAGACCUUAUUCGCUAUGCUGGUGGAAAUUACCGAACGUGCCAUGGCCCAUGUGGAAUCUCAGGAAGUUUUGAUUGUCGGUGGUGUAGGAUGUAAUAUUCGUUUGCAAGAAAUGAUGGAACAGAUGGCUAAAGAUCGUGGUGGCCAAGUGUGUGCUAUGGAUGAACGAUUUUGCAUUGAUAAUGGCAUCAUGAUUGCACACGCAGGGUUGUUGGCUCAUCACACCGGAUAUUGUACACCAUUAGAUAAGAGCAACUGUACUCAACGCUUCCGUACAGAUGAAGUUUAUGUAUCAUGGAGAGAGGAUUAA
Messenger RNA from Lichtheimia ornata, 1023 nucleotides. RefSeq lists its product as uncharacterized. The record is from RefSeq and is a predicted model, not a curated record. Lineage: Eukaryota; Fungi; Mucoromycota; Mucoromycetes; Mucorales; Lichtheimiaceae. Gene Ontology annotation, biological process: tRNA threonylcarbamoyladenosine modification. The transcript is spliced from 6 exons. Gene Ontology annotation, cellular component: EKC/KEOPS complex; cytoplasm. Bases 1 to 1023 code for a protein of 340 amino acids.